Molecule: messenger RNA, 1512 nt
Organism: Botrytis deweyae
Lineage: Eukaryota; Fungi; Ascomycota; Leotiomycetes; Helotiales; Sclerotiniaceae
Exons: 4
Coding region: 1-1512 (503 amino acids)
Source: RefSeq, a predicted model, not a curated record
AUGGCCGUCAAAUUUUAUCCGUCGCAAAUCGGAUCCAACCUCGUUACCCCUUUGUCCUACACUGCAUCUCCUGCCAAAUUAUUUCUUCAAGAUUUAUGGGUCGUGUUUGUGAAUCUUAGAUUUGUUCCUGGUAUUUUUCUACCUCUGACUCCCACACCUUCUGGUGUUCUGGACGAAUUAUACCCUUCUGCAGGAAACCUAUUCGAUCUUGCACUGCAUGCCGUUCUGUUCUUUCUGCAAUUAUGUUUUAUCCUUUCUAUUCCUAUCUGGAUGAUGAUGCCCGUGUGGGUAGUAGCCACGGGAUUCACCAUAUUUUGGGUGUUCAAUUAUUACCUUUGUUUAAUUUUGAAUGGGUCAGCAUCUGUGACAACGUGUGAAUCAGCUCCCGAGUAUGCUCAAAGAAAGGAAGAGCAUGCUCAUGAGCGAUGGGUGUACAUGAAUGGUGUUUGCACUGGUCACCAUUGGCUGAAAGGUUCUGUAGAUCGUCUUGCUCUCACAUUCGGCCGUCCGGUUCUAGGAAUUCACAACAGAACCAAGGGACUUGUUUUUGAUCUCCUUGAAUGUCUAAUUCAGCGCACUCUCAACUACGCCACUACUGACGUUCGUACCUCCUACCGUAUCCUUAAAGGAACAUUAUACGAGCCCGAGGUCACACGAGUAAUAUUCAUUCUACACUCGCAAGGUUCCAUUGAGGGCAGCAUGAUUGUAGACUGGCUGCUCGCCGAGAUUCCUCAAGAUCUUCUCCAAAAGCUUGAAGUUUACACCUUCGGAAACGCCGCUAACCAUUUCAAUAACCCGCAUCUACAAAUAGCAUCUCAGAAUAACGCCCUGGCCCACCCGUCAUUACGGGCAACUUCUCUCACUAGAACAGUUACCACCCUGUUCACAAACUCAAACAAUCCAGUAGAACUCCCAGCUAGCCGAAAUGGAAAUGGAAAAGCCAUCCCACACAUCGAACACUAUGCACACACAUAUGAUUUUGUCUCUCGAUUCGGAGUUCUUCACUACCACACAAAUUAUAGUAAUGAUACAUUUGCUCCACGAUUUAUGGGAAGACUAUUUGAAGUAGAAACUAGCGGUCACAUGUUCGUCCAGCACUAUCUAGACACCAUGUUUCCACUUUCCAAAUCCGCGCGAAGGCUAUUGCAAGGCUCCGGAAUCAAAGACGACAUGAAGGCUGCAGGCGUAAACUGGGAUCGAGAGCGUGUAGAUGAAGAAGACGUCUUUAUGACCAGCUCGGUCGAAGGCAGAGGUCGCGUGGCGCCGGAAGACAAACUGGGAAGAGAAGAUUGGGAAGUUUCCUGUGUGGGGGAAUCGAACGCCGAUGAUGGCAUUGCGCCACAGAUGAGUGCAAAAAGUGGAAAAACGAAUGGGCCAAAGAAGAAGAAGGGGACGAACUUGCCGGGGGAGGGAAUAAUGGCGACCAAUGGAGAUUUUGGGGCGAGCGGAUAUAAGGUCAAGAACUUGAGCAGAUUAUGGUUGUAUCGCGACGGCAGAAGCCCUAUGAAUUAA